UCAGUAUCGAUAAAGCCAUAGAUAUUAAAGUUAGUCAUUGUCUUGUUGGCCAUGAUGCAGAACUGGUUACUCUUGCUCGCAGCAGUGGGGACUGUGGUCAGCUACCCCCAGCUGUUCCAGACGCAGAAGUUCAGGGUCGGGAUUGAAUAUGACCAUUCCCUGCCGAUGAAAGGGGGCUCCGACAGACAUCGCCACAGGAAUAACUACGAGCCUUUUUACGUGACUAUUACCGCUACUGCUAAGAACGGCUUCGUAAUCUCAUACCUGGAUGUCACGGCCACCACUGAUGCUGGAGGGACGGUAGACUUCAACCUCAUUCGAGGACAGACCGGCUCUCGCACCAUGGUGUUCCAGCUGAUAUCCAACAAUAGCGACUUCCUGACGUACUCCUACCUCGCCUACGGGAUCCGAGAAGAAGAAUAUCGUAAGGUGACCGAAGUCUCUGGGUAGGAUCAAAAACAUAAUAACCGUACCUAUGACGAACAAGGCAGCGAGAAAUGACAGACAAUACGCUUUUAUAUUUUUUAUUUUUUCUUACUUAUUUUAUAGUUUAUACUAAUUUAUGUACUGUGUAAUUUUAAGUACUUAAUAAUUAAUUAUUCCUUAGUAAACUAUAUUUAU
This is a messenger RNA of Manduca sexta (tobacco hornworm), 621 nucleotides long. RefSeq lists its product as uncharacterized. The coding region runs from base 52 to 450 and encodes 132 amino acids. The record is from RefSeq and is a predicted model, not a curated record. NCBI's taxonomy places the organism in Eukaryota, Metazoa, Arthropoda, Insecta, Lepidoptera, Sphingidae. The transcript has 4 exons.